This is a messenger RNA of Magnolia sinica, 539 nucleotides long. RefSeq names its product signaling peptide TAXIMIN 1. The transcript is spliced from 2 exons. NCBI's taxonomy places the organism in Eukaryota, Viridiplantae, Streptophyta, Magnoliopsida, Magnoliales, Magnoliaceae. The record is from RefSeq and is a predicted model, not a curated record. The coding region runs from base 76 to 303 and encodes 75 amino acids.
GGCAGAAAAACCGAGUCUCACGAAAGCGAAGAGAUCGCCGGAAAGAAGGAAGAAAAGUGAAAGAAGAAGAAGAAGAUGUGCGAUUGCGAGUGCAGGCCUCUGGGUUUUUUGUUGGGCCUUCCCUUCGCUUUUCUCGCUCUCCUCGUUUCCAUCGUCGGCAUCAUCGUUUGGAUCGUCGGGUUGCUUUUGUCAUGCAUAUGCCCGUGUUGCCUGUGCGUGACGGUAUUGGUGGAGAUAGCGCUGGAACUCAUCAAAGCCCCUCUUCACGUCAUGGAGUGGUUUACUUCAAAGAUCCCUUGUUGAUUUUCCUCUCUUUUUUAUUUUCACAUAUAUAAUUAGAAUUAGGGUUUUUAUUUUAAUUUUCUUUGUUUUUUAUGUACGAGUUUUUAACGGUUUCAUGGGGGGGUUUGAAGUGUGGAUGUGAUGUGGGUUUUCGUUUUCCCUAUCUGGAUUUACUACAUCUGUUGCUGCUGUCUGUAAAAUCCUGAUUCUUUUUUCUUCUUCUUUUGUUUAAUUUAAUAAAUUGAGUAGUUUUUUUC